Molecule: messenger RNA, 537 nt
Organism: Schistosoma curassoni
Lineage: Eukaryota; Metazoa; Platyhelminthes; Trematoda; Strigeidida; Schistosomatidae
Source: the annotation of a GenBank genome assembly
AUGAAAGGUUAUUUAGCCCAAUAUGAUAUCUUUACACAGAUACCAGAAUUAGUAAAUGAUAUUUAUAUACCAGAUUAUUGUUAUGUUACUGGGGGUGAUGAACCAAUCAAUAAUAGUGAUAAUGAUAAUCAUCAUCAUCAUCAUAUGGAUACCAUAGAAACAAAUAUAUGGUUUGGUCCAAAAAAUACUAUAUCACCAUUACAUCAUGAUAAUGAUCGUGCGAAUUUAUUAACACAAAUUCAUGGUUAUAAAUUAAUUAUAUUAUAUUCUAGCUUAGAAACAAAGAAUUUAUAUCCAUAUAAUGAUAAUCCAAUGUUAUGUAAUACAUCUAAAAUAGAUUUAGAUCAUUUGAAUAUUGAUUUAAUGAAUGAAUUUCCUAAAUUUCAAAAUGUUCAUGGUUAUUAUAGUAUACUUAAACCGGGUGAAAUGUUAUAUAUACCACCACGUUGUUGGCAUUAUGUUCGUUCAUUAACAGCAAGUUAUUCAGUGAAUUUUUGGUGGAAUAUUUCAUCAUCAUUAAUACCAUCAUGGGAAUAA